Molecule: messenger RNA, 1271 nt
Organism: Eriocheir sinensis (Chinese mitten crab)
Lineage: Eukaryota; Metazoa; Arthropoda; Malacostraca; Decapoda; Varunidae
Gene: Trmt61
Product: tRNA (adenine(58)-N(1))-methyltransferase catalytic subunit TRMT61A-like
Exons: 7
Coding region: 184-1242 (352 amino acids)
Biological process (GO): tRNA methylation
Cellular component (GO): nucleus; tRNA (m1A) methyltransferase complex
Source: RefSeq, a predicted model, not a curated record
GUUAGUAAGUGAGUAAAGUAAGGACUGAAGAGGUCCCGUUAAAGUGGCGUAACGAGAAGUGUAAACAUUGCCCUCGCGUGUGUGUGGCUUUUCGUGUUUUUUGUCCUCCACCGCCUCAAAUCACUUUAAAAACCACCUGAAUUCGAAAUACUAGCAGAGGCUUCAUCGUUGCAGCAUCUCAGCAUGAGCUUCAGCGGCUUCAAGGAGGUGAUAGAGGAAGGGGACACAGUCAUCCUGUAUAUUGGAGUGUCGCAGAUGUAUGCCCUGGAGGUCAAGCCCAAGGUUCUCAACAAGAACGGGGUUGGGGUGGACAAUGUAUUCCAAACCAAGUACGGUUCUGUGAAGGUCAUGGACUUGGUGGGGAAGAAGUACGGGUCCCGGGUCAACCUGUCUAUGGGGUGGGGCCAGGUCCUGUACCCAACGCCGGAGCUGUGGACCAUCACCCUCCCGCACCGCACACAGAUCCUCUACACCCCAGACAUAUCUAUGGUCUUGACUCAGCUGGAAAUAGGUCCUGGAUCAGUAGUGUGUGAGGCAGGCACAGGAAGUGGCUCACUCUCUCAUGCCAUCCUCAGAGCUAUUGGCCCUGCUGGUAAACUGCACACCUUUGACUUCCACAAGGAACGAGUCAAGGUAGCCAGCGAAGAGUUCACCCGGCAUGGGCUUGGUGAGCGAGUGAGUGUGAUGCACCGGGAUGUCUGCGAAGAAGGCUUUGGAGUGGAAGAUGUAGCUGACGCUGUGUUCCUCGACUUGCCUAAGCCAUGGGAGGCUCUUCCCCAUGCUGUGACAGCCAUACAGAUGUCUGGUGGAAGGAUAUGUUCCUUCUCACCCUGCAUUGAACAGGUCACACGAACCUGUGAAGUGCUGGAGUCGCUGGGUCUGCAGGAGCUGCUCACACUGGAAUGCUUAGCUCGAGAGUUCCAAGUCAAGACCAUAUCCCUACCUACAAUAAUAAAUGGUCGAAAGGCACCAACACAUCAGAACACACAUGUGAAUCAAGAAGAGACACAGCCAGACCAGAAGAAGAUGAAGGUAGAGGAGUGCACGGAAGGAGGAACUGACACUAAAGUAAAGAGUGAACACGAGCAGAUUACAGCAGACAACAGAAGACAACAGGGAAACAGUGAUUUCAAAUUCACGACAGGCAUUACACAGCUGAAGGCGCCCGGACACACAGGCUUCCUAACCUUCGCCUCAGUGCCCCCAGGACUGGCAAGAAACAAGAUAUCCUGUGUGGCUUGACAGUCCCAAAAUAAAGUUUAAUAGUCUUA